AUGGGUAUUCCUAAUCUACUGCCAUUUGUCAAAAAAGCAUGUCGUCAGGGUACUAUCAAUGAAUUUGCUGGUCAUUCGAUAGCGGUUGAUGUGAGCUGCUUGUUGCACCGUGGGUUAUUCGGAUGUGCAGAUCGCGUUGCACAAGGCAUCGACACGGAUUUUUAUAUUCGUUAUGUAAUGAAGUAUGUGCAAGCACUACUGGCUAUCCAUGCUCACGUAAUCCUUGUUUUUGAUGGUAAAUCAUUACCUGCCAAGCAAGAGACGAACAGUGCCCGUCGUGAACGACGUGAGGAGCAGAAACGUAAAGGUGAGCAGUUUCUGAGUGAGGGCAAAAACAGCGAAGCAUAUAAUUGUUUCAAGCAAAGUACGACGAUUACUCGUGAGAUCGUUGAGAAUACCAUUGAAGCAUUUCGCGAGAUGGACAUGGUUGAUAUCUUGGUGGCACCGUAUGAAUCGGACGCGCAGUUAGCAUUCUUAACUCAAACUGGAAUUGCUCAUGCGGUAGUGACCGAGGAUUCUGAUUUGAUAGCAUUCGGUUGUGAGAAGAUAAUACUCAAAAUGCAAGCAGAUGGUUCAUGUACAAUAUAUGAAAGAAGUGAGUUACCGAAAUGUUUCUCUCGACCACUCUGUGAUGAUUUUGACUUCACAAAAUUCCGACGUAUUUGCAUUCUCGCUGGUUGUGAUUAUCUUAAGAACGGUUUACCGGGAGUUGGUCUCAACAAAGCUGCAACAUUCAUGUCGAAAACCUCCGGAACUAAUUUGGAGCAGAUUUUACCUCGAUUACCGCGUUAUUUGAAUAUGAAAAAUUUGAAAAUCAAAAAAGAAUUUAUCGCGGAUGCGAUACGGGCCGAGAACACCUUUUUACAUCAGAUUGUCUAUGAUCCUCGUCAACGACGACAACGACCUCUGAAUGAGUAUCCAAAAAGCUAUGGGACUCCGGAAGAUGAAGAUGUUAUCUUUUUUAACUUCAAACAUGUGUUAUUAACUUUGAAUUCACAAAUUUUGAUUUUUGUUUGCCUUACGAUAGAUGACGAAAAUCAAACGGAUUAUUCGUAUGCGGGGAAAAUUGACUCACCAACAACCGCUUUCAGGCUAGUAUCUACAUAUUCGAAUUCAGAUGCACAAUUGGAUUUUAAGAUUCAGUGGCCGCUGAAUUUUUUUUUUGGAUGUGAAGGUGUGAUGUGUGCGUUGAUAUUUCGAUUAACUAUGUCUCUUGUUUGCAUAAUGAUGGCACUUGGUAACUUAGCUGAGCAACCGCGGAUGAGCGAUAAGUUCACAUUACCAAAAGAAAUUCCUGAAUGGUCGAUUUGGAGUCCGAACUUCAGAAAUGGUGCCGAACGAUUGAAAACUAGGAAAGAAGCCGAAGAAGCAAAGAAGCAAAUGUGUGGAGCAUUCGUGUUGACUGGUGUUAGAAAAGUUCAACGAUCAUCGACAGCAAUAGUUUAUGAGAAGAAUGCGAGGGAUGACGAUACAACUGUGAGCGGUGAAGAAGACGAAGAUGAUUUCAUCCAACCGAUACAAACAAAAUCAAAUCAUGCGUUACAGGAUUACUUCCGUUCAUUAAGCGCAGGAUCAGCACAAAAAUCUAAAGUGGAAAGUACGCGGUCGUGUGAAAUAACACACCAGCGGGACCAAAAAAUCAGUAUGAAUCGUUCGACGGCAAACGAUGCAAUGCACUUAACUAAACGAAGAACUAAUGGCAUAUCACGUAAAUGGAAUUGCGAUGAUUUGAUGAAAAUUUAUGGCAUCGUCGAUCCACGAGCUGCGAUUUCGGACGCAUCGCCGAGUUCAUCUCAGGUGUCUUCUUCUAGUGAUUCAUCACAACCGUUGAUCAAAGAUCAGUUGUCUCACACUCGCAAUUCCACCGCAGAUGCAGCCGAUAAUUCGAUAGUCGUUGAAAGUUUGGCAAAAGGAAUUUGUUCAUCCUCGGAUGUCGCCGAUCAGUCCACCUCACAUAAAUCGGAUUGUGAGAAUGUCGUCAAUCCUGAAAAUUCCCAAGUAGACGAUCGAAAACGAAGUCAUACGUCAGAAGAAUGGCAGACGAGCUCAUCUGUGAAGUUGUCACAAGCCGAGUCGUCAUCGUCAACAUCAAAAUCGCGCAGUUCUUAUUUCAUAAAUCGAGGAGCAAGAACAAGUGGACUUCCAAGACGAUCUCUCAAUCCGUUCAAGAAACCGAAAAUUUUAUCCGAUUUUGAUGGAAACAUAGAGAAGGAUAAUGAUGCAACGAAUUUUGAUCAGAAAUCGACCUCUGAAUGCAUCAACGCAAUAUCCUCAUCGAAUCCGAUAAGCAGUGGUGAUGCUGGUAUGAAAGUUUUUGGUGAUUCGAUUUUUUUAACUCGGAAAAAANCCUCAUCGAAUCCGAUAAGCAGUGGUGAUGCUGUUGCGACAACAACGACAUCGUAUCGUGUCUCAGGACUUUCGCGGUGUUCGUCAAUGAAGGAAGGCAAUUAG
This is a messenger RNA of Anisakis simplex (herring worm), 2451 nucleotides long. The record is from the annotation of a GenBank genome assembly. Lineage: Eukaryota; Metazoa; Nematoda; Chromadorea; Rhabditida; Anisakidae.